Messenger RNA from Notothenia coriiceps (black rockcod), 3383 nucleotides. RefSeq names its product tsukushi small leucine rich proteoglycan homolog (Xenopus laevis) (gene tsku). Lineage: Eukaryota; Metazoa; Chordata; Actinopteri; Perciformes; Nototheniidae. The record is from RefSeq and is a predicted model, not a curated record. Gene Ontology annotation, cellular component: extracellular matrix. The transcript is spliced from 4 exons. Gene Ontology annotation, molecular function: protein binding. The coding region runs from base 393 to 1439 and encodes 348 amino acids.
GGGCUUGAUGAUGGUAAAAUGAGCCCGAAGCAAGUCAAGACUUUAUGGGAUGGGAACAGACGAGUGUGUCCCAGUGUUUUCCAGCUCCUGACAGUGUAUUGUGACGGGCAGACACAGGAGGGAUCCGCAGAGCUCAUGCCGAGCAGCGGGCACACUGCAACCGGCGGGACAGUAGCCCUGCGGGGGUCUGGAAAAUGGGAGCGGUGAAGUGAAAAAACGGCCGAGAAGCGGACUGUCUGGAGGAAAGGCACCAAAAAAGGCUGCAGUGGAGUCCUCCGGGGUUUGCCACGUACAGCUGCAAGAAAUUUGAUCUGCGGAGGUGCCCAUGCAGUGAGAGUACACCGGCCCGCCUCCUGGUUGACGUCCCAGGGCAGCGGUGCAGCGUGAGCAUAAUGGCACUCCUCCUUUGCCUUGGCCUGUCGCUGCUGGCCUCCGUCCAGACCAGCAACGUCAAGAACUGCCACCACGGCUGCCACUGUGAGGUGGAAAGCUUCGGCCUGUUCGACAGCUUUAGCCUGACCAGGGUGGACUGUCGGGGGCUGGGACCCGGGACCACCAUGCCAAUUCCCAUCCCACUGGACACCUCCCACCUGGACCUGUCCUCCAACACCAUUGGCCCGCUCACUGACACCAUGUUGUCCGGUCCAGGCUACACCACCCUCGUUAGCUUGGACCUCAGCAGCAACCUUAUAACAACGAUAACAGCCAAUGUUCUGUCCAAGCUGCGUUACCUGGACACUCUGGAUCUGAGCCACAACAACCUGCAGAGCCUCUCUCUCGGCUGUUUCUCCGGCCUCCCAUUGGCUGAAGUUGACCUCAGCCACAACAGCUUCCAAGAGUUUGACAUGGACGUGUUUGCCACCAAAGUAAAUGGUGAGCCUGUCAGCGUGGAUCUGUCUCACAACAGGCUUGUGUCAGUCUCCACGGCUUUGCGUGGGAGAGAGCUGCACAUUCAAACCUUGAACCUGUCAGCAAACCGGCUGCUGAGCGUACCGGCGCUGGCAGGACUUCCGCUGAGGUACCUCAAUCUGGAUGGUAACCCCAUCACACAGAUCAAGGAGGGAGCUUUUGCUCAGCUGAAAAAGCUAGUUUAUUUAUCCAUCAGUGGCCUCCAGGACCUUCACGAGAUCAUGCCAAACAGCUUCACGGGCCUCCUAAGCCUGCAAGUACUGGAUCUCUCAAACAACCCCAAGCUCAAGACUUUAAGCCCCGCAGUUUUCAGCGGACUGGACUCCCUGCUGGAGCUGAAUUUAUCUGGCUCUGCUGUGGCGUCCUUGCCAAACAACAUGCUGACACACCUGCCCAGCAUUAAGAGUAUCACAUUAGGGCGGAGCAUCCAAUGCUGGAGGACACAGAAACAGGGACAGUUCCACCGGCAGCUGGGACAGGUCCAACACAACGAGGUGCUCAGCUGUAAUGUGGAGGGCGUCAUGUUGUAGGAACAGUGCCUGUGGAAAUGGACCAACCCUUAAAGGGGCCAGUAUAGUCCAUCAGAAGUGCUUGCCAAGUGGUCGAAUAGCUUCAGAAACCCCCCUCACACCAACAGCUUUCUGACGUUGGAUAUAACCAUUAACAUUUAAGAUUUCUAGCAUUCUGAGAGUCUAACCACGCCAGUACAAUCCUAAAGCGAGAGCCGUGCCUUAUCUGUUCUGAUAUGCAAAACACUUUUUUGUUACUUUCACUUAAUUAUCUCUGUUCCAAGGUGAGCUUUUGAAAUAUGUCUUAAAGGUUUCAAGUAGCCUACACAAACUCUUGACAGAAGUAUAAAAAAUGCUGUACCUUUCAGAAAAAACGACUUAAAACACACAAAUAACUGAUCUGUUUCUUUCAACCUUUACAUUUAGCCUGAACUGGUAGAUAAUUGUUCAUAAAUCCAGCUUUUUGAGUAAUGUUCAUACUGUUUGUUAUGUAAUUCAUUUAAAGUGGGACCAUAUUAAGAACUUUUUGCACUCAAACCAGUUGUGAUGUUUUCUUAAAAUGCACAUACAUGCAGUGUAAUACAAAACCUUCUGUGCAUUGCUCAUCAUAUCCACACUGAUUCUUGACCACUAAGAUCAUUUUAUUUGACUUUGAAUGUGAUGCUUUAUUGAAAUGUUUAAAGGGAUAGUUAGACAUUUUGGGAAAUGUGGGGAUUUGUUUAAUAGCCGAGCGCUAGAUGAGAAGAUUCUGAUAUUAGUUGGUCCAAUAUGAAGCAAUAUAGCCAACAGCAUGCUAGCUUAGCUUAGCACAAAGCCUGGAAACAGAGGGAAACAGCUAGCCUGGCUCUGUCCAAAGAACUUCUUAAGCUCACUAAAUAACUUGUUUGUUAAAUCAAUACGAAAAACGAAAUGUGAAAACAGCGGUUGUACGAAGGUACUAUUUAUUGGACUUGCAGUGACUUCCUGUAGUCUUCUGGAAUUCCCCAUUGAACUGCAACAUGUUUUCUUUAUGUUUCAGUUGUUGACAGAUCAAAGACAUUUAAUUUAACCUGUUUUUUUAAUAAAUGUUGUAAUUUUUAGACGUAACCACAUAAGCUGUUCUCCCCUGUUUCCAUUCUUAAUGCUAAACUUAGCUUCUGGCUGUGGCUUGAUACUUAACACACAUCCAUGAAAUUGUUGUGAAUCUUCAGAUCUAACUAAUCAAGACAGCUAAUGCGCAUAUUAUACAUUAUUUUAUUAUAUAUAUGUCCCAAAAAUGUCAAUCUGUACAAUCCAAGUACCAUAGUCCUUUAUUAAGCUCGGUCUGGGUGGGGAACUUACACCAUCUUCUGUAAGUGAUGAGGGCAAAGAUCUUUUCUUGUUAGGACCAUUUCAUUAUUUGAAUCUGACCUCCUGUCCUUUAUGUUUGGACAACUUACCUUCAUAAGGACUCUUAAGUUUGGUGGCCUUUAGAAAUGAGGCCUGUGCAGCCUUUAACUCACUGUUCUGUUUGUCUUACACGUUACACAACGGGCAGCGAACAGGCCGUGACCAUGUUGACCGGCAGUUUAUUUUGACCUGCUGGCAAAUCAUUCUCCAGUGGAACAAAACGCGUGUUUGCAAACUAAUUUGACCAAUGAAGCAAAUCAACGUUCUCUCAAUAAGUAAUGGUAAAACACCAAGCUGCACCUUGCUGUUACGUGUAACUUCACCUUAGCAUUCCUGUGGUUUUUCUGUGGACAUAAGAGGACGAACAGCCUCAAGACUGCAUAUUAGGGGUUUUGAAUGUCAGCAAUCUGUGAAAAGCUUGGGGCUUUAGUGUUUUGGUUUUAAAGGACAUCCACCCUUUCAGUUGGUUAAAUGAAAGUCAGAAGAGCCCAGUCUUGGUGUAGAAGUUUAUAUUUAUAUGUAUGUAACUAUGUUGUAUAUAACUUUAUAUAUAAAUGAAUCUUGUGUGUAAUAAAUUGACUCUUCUCACACUUUAAA